AUGAAGUACGAGCCGGACAUCAUCAUCAGCGUGCACCCGCUGAUGCAGCACAUCCCGCUGUGGGUGCUCAAGUGGCAGAGCCUACACCCCAAGGUGCCCUUCGUCACCGUCAUCACCGACCUCAACACCUGCCACCCGACAUGGUUCCACUACGGCGUGACAAGGUGCUACUGCCCGUCCGCCGAGGUGGCAAACAGGGCCCUGCUCCGGGGUCUCGGGCCGUCCCAGGAUGAGGUGAGGAAAGAGCUUGGACUGGAUCCUCAGCUGCCGGCGGUUCUACUGAUGGGAGGCGGCGAGGGGAUGGGUCCGGUAGAGGAGACCGCGAGGGCCCUCGGUGAGGAGCUCUACGACCACCGGAGACGGCGCCGGGUGGGGCAGGUCGUUGUCAUAUGCGGCAGGAACCAGGCGCUGCGGUCCACCCUGCAGUCCCUCAGAUGGAAGGUCCCUGUCAAGAUCAGAGGGUUCGAAACACAGAUGGAGAAGUGGAUGGCCGCCUGCGACUGCAUCAUCACAAAAGCUGGCCCUGGUACAAUUGCAGAGGCACUUAUAAGAGGACUUCCUAUUAUCCUGAACGACUUCAUCCCUGGACAGGAAGUUGGAAACGUGCCUUAUGUCGUGGACAACGGUGCCGGUGUGUUCUCCAAGGACCCAAGGGAGGCUGCAAGACAGGUUGCACGCUGGUUCAGUACAGAUGAGGAUGAGCUCAAGAGAUACUCACGUAACGCGCUGAAGCUAGCACAACCCGAAGCCGUGUUCCAUAUCGUCAAGGACAUCCACAAGCUCCAGCAACAACCAGCUGCGGUUAUCCGGAUCCCCUACUUGUUGACCUCAUCGUUUCCGUACCAUAUAUGA
Miscanthus lutarioriparius is the source of this 852-nucleotide messenger RNA. The record is from the annotation of a GenBank genome assembly. NCBI's taxonomy places the organism in Eukaryota, Viridiplantae, Streptophyta, Magnoliopsida, Poales, Poaceae.